Messenger RNA from Vigna unguiculata (cowpea), 661 nucleotides. Its product is annotated as NADH dehydrogenase [ubiquinone] 1 beta subcomplex subunit 10-B-like. Gene Ontology annotation, cellular component: respiratory chain complex I. Lineage: Eukaryota; Viridiplantae; Streptophyta; Magnoliopsida; Fabales; Fabaceae. The record is from RefSeq and is a predicted model, not a curated record.
AAUCAGAAUUCGGAAGCAUCCGAGUUGAGCUGAGUUGUGUUGAGUUGAGACAGAAGAGAGAACUCGUUGUUGAGAAUGGGAAGGAAGAAGGGGUAUGUGGAGUUCGACGAAUCGCCUCCGGACGAUUUCGAUCCGGCGAAUCCGUACAAGGACCCGGUGGCGAUGCUGGAGAUGAGGGAGUACAUCGUGAGAGAGAAGUGGAUUCAAAUCGAGAAGGCCAAGAUCAUCAGAGAGAAGCUACGCUGGUGCUACCGCAUCGAAGGCAUCAACCACCUUCAGAAGUGCCGCCAUCUCGUUAACCAGUACCUCGAAUCCACUCGCGGUAUCGGUUGGGGAAAGGACGGUCGCCAUCCCUCUCUCCAUGCUCCUAAGGUUGAGCCGGUUGAGGAAUGACUGUCUUGUGGAUAAAUAAAAGGGAAAGAUUGACUAUCCAACUCAUUAUACUGCCAUAUGAGAUUAUGGGUGAAGGAGUGCAUAUGCUGCAGUUAUUUUGUUUAUGUUCUUUUUCUUUAGUCGAACUUCAUGCGAACUACAAAUGUAUUUUUACUUGGCAUCGGCUAUUUUUGCUUGGCUUGUUACCAUUUAGAAGUAAACAAGUAUGGAAUAUGGUUAAAAUGCAUCAGAAUCAGAUUAUGAAAUAAAUUUAUUUCGUUCCCUGUUA